AGCGGGGAUGRGCCCUGUCCCCACCGGGAGACCGCUCUGCCUCGGUUCUUGUGACGGAGAUCUUGGAAACAACGCGGGCACCGCUCGGGCUGACCUUUCAAUAAACACUUUGUCUGUGAACGUGCUCGGCCGAGCUCAUUUGUCCCUCCACGCGGCGCGCCGAGGGCGGGCCCAUCCAGGGCUCAGCCCGCUCCGGGGCCGAGGCUGCGCGGCCGGGCCGGUCAGAGCCAUGGGACAGCCGUGGGGCGGGUGGCUGCUGCCCAUCGGCCUCCUGCAGCUGUUGGGCCCCGCCGGUGCCUGUCCUUGCCAGGACCCGCGGCUGUGCCAGCCCAUCACGGSCCCCGCCGCCUUCGAGGUCUUUGUGUUUGAUGUGGGGAAGGAAAGCUGGAAAUCCUACGACUGGUCAAAAAUUACCACUGUGGCAGCUUUUGGAAAGUACGAUCCCGAGCUCAUGUGCUAUGCCCACUCGAAAGGCUCCAGGGUAGUACUGAAAGGUGAUGUACCUCUUAAGGACAUUGUUGACCCUGCUAAAAGAGCAGCAUGGAUAUCCCAGCAGGUGGACCUUGCUAAAAAACAGUAUAUGGAUGGAAUUAACUUAGAUAUAGAGCAGGAAGUUAAUGAAAGCUCCCCUGAGUACUAUGCAUUGACASAGCUUGUUAAAGAAACUACAGAUGCUUUUCACAGAGAAAUAGCAGGAUCACAGGUGACAUUUGAUGUGGCUUGGUCUCCAGCAUGCAUCGAUAAAAGGUGCUACAACUACACUGGGAUUGCAGAURCCUGUGACUUCUUGUUUGUGAUGUCAUAYGAUGAACAGAGCCAGAUCUGGACMGACUGUAUUGCAAAGGCCAAUGCUCCUYACCUGCAGACUUUAGUUGGAUAUGAAGAGUACAUUGCUAUGGGCAUUGAUCCCAAGAAGCUUGUGAUGGGUGUCCCCUGGUAUGGCUAUGACUACGUCUGCCAAAACCUCUCCACGGAUCACGUUUGUUCACUUCCCAAAGUUCCUUUCCGUGGGGCUCCUUGCAGUGAUGCUGCAGGGAGCCAAGUUCCCUAUGGAACCAURAUGAAGCAGGUGAACAGUUCUCUUUCAGGGGUGCUGUGGGAUGAGGUACAGAAAUCUCCAUUUUAUGAGUACAAGGAUUCUGUUGGUCAAUACCACCAAGUAUGGUUUGAUGACCCUCGCAGCAUCUCUCUAAAAGCAGCRUAUGUGAAGAAUCAAGGUUUAAGGGGCAUUGGCAUGUGGAAUGGAAAUAGUCUUGACUAUUCAAGGGAAGCUGUAGCAGAACAACAAACUCAAGCAAUGUGGCAAGCUUUGACACCAUAAAAACUAUGUGAACCCUUCUUUUAGAAUUCUGAAAAUUGSUAAUUUUUAUUUUGGCUUACACUAUCACAGAUAUUUAUAUAAAUAUAUUGUGAUUACAAAAGUUUUAAAAACUAGGAAAAUUAAUCUUGUUAUUUCCAUUCUUCAGAAAGUUCCAAUGUUGCUUUUUCUGUAGGGUUUUUUUUAAGCCUGCUUAUCUUUUUAAUUUUUCACAAUUACUGUAAGUUAGUUAAUGCUGAACCCUGUGUGUAUCUGGUUACAAGACCAAUUGAUGAAUUUACAGUAGCAGUCUCAUAAUGAUGUUUUGCUAAAGCUGCCAGGCGCAGCAAAUAUUCAUUCUGGGGUUACAUGGUGCAGCCUCAGCCUUCUGACUUCCCAACCCAACCUCUAUUUUAGCUAAGCCACUCUAGAAUCAGAUUAAACAGAAUACUGGAGAGACAGAUUGUUGAUUACAUGCAGCUUGGUUACUCUUCUAGAUUAAAAGAUUUUUAUARACUGAAGAAAUUACAUAACAUGAAAUCGUUGCCAUUAAGAUUUAUAUCAAACCUCUUGUUAGAAAGGAAUACCCAAUAAACUCCAGUUUCACUGUGCUUUUGUAUCACAUAAAUUGUUUAGCUUCAAAAGCAAAAAAAUUCAGACCUUAUCUUGAAGAGAUUACUAUGGCGAAGAUUUGAAUGAUGUUUUCUUCCAUUUCAAACUACUUUAUUUCCUGAAAACUAGAAUUCAGAAGCUUAUUUCAUGAACUGCAUAUCUAUUUUUUACACACACUACUACAAUUCAUUCAUUUUUGUUUUUAUGGGGCACUGCCUCCAAGAUAAUAGGAGGUUAUUUUUCUUUCUGGUUCAUACUUUCAUAAAAUCAUUUACCUAGAGAAAUUGUGUAACUUUUUAAAAUAUCCAUGGUGAUGUAAAGAUUGACUGGUGUUUACAGGACUUUUUGUUAAAUAAAAUGCUGUUCUUGGUAAGGCUUGUAAAGAA
Messenger RNA from Malurus melanocephalus (red-backed fairy wren), 2295 nucleotides. It is a transcript of the gene CTBS, whose product is annotated as chitobiase. Gene Ontology annotation, biological process: chitin catabolic process; carbohydrate metabolic process. Lineage: Eukaryota; Metazoa; Chordata; Aves; Passeriformes; Maluridae. Gene Ontology annotation, cellular component: extracellular region. The record is from RefSeq and is a predicted model, not a curated record. Gene Ontology annotation, molecular function: chitin binding; chitinase activity.